This is a messenger RNA of Mercenaria mercenaria, 1485 nucleotides long. RefSeq lists its product as uncharacterized. The record is from RefSeq and is a predicted model, not a curated record. Lineage: Eukaryota; Metazoa; Mollusca; Bivalvia; Venerida; Veneridae. The transcript has a single exon. The coding region runs from base 1 to 1485 and encodes 494 amino acids.
AUGCCGAAAGAUGGGGCACCAGCGUCAGCUAAAUAUGGAUGCACUUUGACCUGUACGAAACAUGCCUCGGAAAUUGUGAAGUAUUUCUGUAAGCAGCAUAAUGCAGUUGGAUGCGGUGACUGUAUGAUUCUGGAUCAUAAAUCUUGUAAGAUCGAUUACAUUUCCGAUAUUUCGAAGGAUUUUAUAGAUGGCGAGGAAUACGAACAGCUCGUUACAACAGCUAAGCAACUUGAGAACAAUGCUAAAUCGCUGAAGAAAGAGAUUGAAGAAGAUGGUAAAGCAGUUUAUAGACUUUAUGCUAAAGCUGUAGGGGAUAUUCGAGAGUUUCGAAAACAAGUAGAUAAAUAUUUGGAAGAUAUGGAACAAAAACUAUUGGAUCAAUGUGAAACACAGAAAAGGAAAUCGAACACAAUGUUAAAAACUGUUGAAAACGAGUUACAACCGAUGAAACUCGAACUCGAAAACAUCCAUUCACAGCUUACCGCACAAACGGAGCAGUCCGGUGAUUUAUUUGUGCAAGCGAAACAAAUAAGUUCUCGCCUGAAGAAGAUAGCAGAGGAACUGAAAUUUCUGAACGAGGAAAAUGGGCCAAGUAUGUACACGUUUCAGAAAAACAACCAAAUCCUAGAAUAUCUUAAAACGAAACAAGGUUCUCUCGGUGAUCUUCGACCAAAACAAAUAAGAAAUCGCUUAAAACCAACUCUUAUUGGAAACGUCAGCGUAAAAUGUUCUACUGAUGGACGUUGUUGGAUCACAGGAUUGGUAGCUAUAGAUCCUGACACACUUGUGUGCACUGAUAAUAACAAUUACUCGGUUAAGCUGAUUGAUAUCAAAUCUGAUAAAAUUACUUCUGAGCUUAAACUUACAUCAGGACCUUGGGAUAUAACUUACGUUUCAUACGAUCAGCUAGCAGUUACUUUGACCAAUGAAAAGAAAAUAUGUCUCUUGUCCUUUAGAAGUGGCCUGUCAAAGACUCGCGACUUUGCUGUAGAUGGAAGAUGUGAUGGAAUAGAUUACAGCAAUGACAGGCUUGUUGUAUCUUAUGUCGAUCCUCCAAAAGUGGAGAUUCUGAGUCUAGAUGGGAAAGUUAUACAGAGGAUUGAUACUGACAGCAGCGGGAAGGCCUUAUUUCAGUGUCCGCGGUACGUAGCUGUAGACCGUGAUGGGAACUGUAUUUAUGUUUCUGAUGCAGGUGAUGAUUCAGUGACUAAGGUUACUACAUCAGGAAAUGUACUUGAUAUAUAUAAAGAUGUAAACCUGUCAUACCCUGAAGGAAUUGCCGUUUACAGCGAUGGGUCAGUGCUAGUUUGCAACCCCAGAAAUGACAAUUUACAUCUGUUGUCGUCAGGAAACAAGAAAAUAAAGACUGUACUGAACAUGGCAGAGAUUCCACAUGCAUUGUGUUUCAAUACAGAAUCAGAGACACUUUUUCUGAGUUUAAAAGAAACAAAAAACAAUACAAUUCUCAAGUACAAGCUCACUUAA